CGGAACCUCCGCAAACCCAAGAUGAAGUUCCUUCUCGUUAACCGGUUCACCCUGCUGCUCCUGCUCCUCGUGAGCCCAACUCCAGUUGUCCAGGCUCCUAGCAACCUCACCGACUCCGGCCUUGACCAGGAGCCCUUCCUGUACCUGGUUGGCCGCAAGAAGCUUCUGGAUGCUCAGUACAGAUGCUAUGACCGGAUUCAUCAGCUGCCCCCUUAUGAGGGAGAAGGUCCAUAUUGCAACCGCACCUGGGAUGGCUGGAUGUGCUGGGACGACACUCCCGCUGGAGAAAUGGCCUAUCAGCACUGCCCUGACUACUUUCCGGACUUUGACACAGCAGAAAAGGUUUCAAAAUACUGUGAUGAAAAUGGAGAAUGGUUUAGACACCCUGACAGCAACCGAACCUGGUCCAACUACACUCUGUGCAACGCUUACACUUCUGAGAAACUGCAAAAUGCGUACGUUCUCUAUUACCUGGCUCUGGUGGGUCACUCCUUGUCGAUUGCUGCUUUGGUUGCUUCCAUGCUGAUCUUCUGGAUUUUCAAGAACCUUAGCUGCCAGAGGGUGACUCUGCACAAGAAUAUGUUCCUUACUUACAUUCUGAACUCUAUCAUCAUCAUCAUCCACCUGGUGGAGGUUGUGCCCAAUGGCGAUCUGGUGCGACGGGAUCCUAUGCAUAUUAUUCAUCAUAACACACAUAUGUGGACAAUGCAGUGGGAACUGUCACCACCCUUACCACUGAGUGCACACGAGGGAAAGAUGGACCCUCAUGACAGUGAAGUGAUAAGUUGCAAGGUUCUACACUUUUUCCAUCAGUACAUGAUGGCUUGCAACUACUUCUGGAUGCUCUGCGAGGGGAUCUACCUUCACACCCUGAUCGUCAUGGCUAUGUUUACGGACGAGCAACGCCUGCGCUGGUACUAUCUUCUCGGCUGGGGGUUCCCAAUAGUGCCAACCAUUAUCCACGCCAUUACUCGUGCCCUCUACUACAACGACAACUGCUGGCUGAGUGCGGAAACCCACUUGCUUUACAUCAUCCAUGGACCCGUCAUGGUGGCUCUGGUGGUCAACUUCUUCUUUCUGCUCAACAUUGUCCGAGUGCUUGUGACCAAGAUGAGGCAAACCCAUGAAGCUGAGUCCUACAUGUACCUGAAGGCUGUGAAGGCCACCAUGGUCCUUGUGCCCCUGCUGGGGAUCCAGUUUGUUGUGUUUCCCUGGAGGCCCUCCAACAAGGUGCUUGGGAGGAUCUAUGAUUAUCUCAUGCACUCUCUGAUUCAUUUCCAGGGAUUCUUUGUCGCGACUAUCUACUGCUUCUGUAACAACGAGGUGCAAGUCACCCUGAAGCGCCAGUGGACGCAGUUCAAGAUCCAGUGGAACCAGCGCUGGGGAAGGCGCCGCCGCCCCACCAACCGCGUGAUUAGUGCUCCUCGUGCUGUAGCCUUCGCUGAGCCAGGUGGCCUCCCCAUCUACAUCUGCCAUCAGGAACCAAGGAAUCCUCCAAUCAGCAACAACGAGGGCGGCGAAGGCGAGGAGGGUGCUGAAAUGAUCCCGAUGAACGUCAUCCAACAGGACCCAUCCGCUUGA
Messenger RNA from Apodemus sylvaticus (European woodmouse), 1581 nucleotides. RefSeq names its product calcitonin receptor (gene Calcr). The transcript has 13 exons. Gene Ontology annotation, cellular component: plasma membrane; axon. The record is from RefSeq and is a predicted model, not a curated record. Gene Ontology annotation, molecular function: calcitonin receptor activity; amylin receptor activity. Bases 22 to 1581 code for a protein of 519 amino acids. Gene Ontology annotation, biological process: adenylate cyclase-activating G protein-coupled receptor signaling pathway; cell surface receptor signaling pathway; positive regulation of cytosolic calcium ion concentration. NCBI's taxonomy places the organism in Eukaryota, Metazoa, Chordata, Mammalia, Rodentia, Muridae.